AUGAGGGAGGCAAGUACCGGAUCUCUUGAUCAAUUCUUCGAACUGGAGCUACACAUUCCUUUGUUAUCUUACGCCUGCAAAAUAUGUGACCCAGAAAACAUUAAGAAGGUUAAUGCAGAUGCAGUCGCAAAAGAUGUCACCCGACUCCUUACUGAAAAACGUAAAGGCGGUGAUUUGAUAACUUGGCUUGGAACUUAUGGAGUUUCAAAGACUACCGAAGAUAUUGACCGUCUCGUUCAAAGUUUUUCGCAAAAUGAGAAGACUUUCGUGCUAGCGUAUCGUUUAUACACAUUGAUGUAUGCUGAUCUUUUGCCGUUUCAUUUCAAGUAUGAAGAGGAUUCUUUUUCUUCGCUCGACAGACUCGUGUUUUGGCUUAAAUUCGCUGCUUUUACUCGUUUUAACUACAUUGAGCAUGAGGCAAGAUUUCCAGAAAAAAUGAAGCUUCAAAAGCCAAAAGAGCUACACUGA
Plasmopara halstedii is the source of this 468-nucleotide messenger RNA. RefSeq lists its product as uncharacterized. The transcript has 2 exons. Lineage: Eukaryota; Oomycota; Peronosporomycetes; Peronosporales; Peronosporaceae. The record is from RefSeq and is a predicted model, not a curated record. Bases 1 to 468 code for a protein of 155 amino acids.